Molecule: messenger RNA, 2763 nt
Organism: Asterias rubens (European starfish)
Lineage: Eukaryota; Metazoa; Echinodermata; Asteroidea; Forcipulatida; Asteriidae
Product: insulin-induced gene 2 protein-like
Exons: 6
Coding region: 658-1272 (204 amino acids)
Biological process (GO): cholesterol biosynthetic process; SREBP signaling pathway; cellular response to insulin stimulus
Cellular component (GO): SREBP-SCAP-Insig complex; endoplasmic reticulum
Source: RefSeq, a predicted model, not a curated record
ACGAUCGACAUCAUCACGAGACCGAUCUGCUGUUGCAGUUUAUACGUCGUGUGUUGUUUACGAUUGAAAACACCACGCUACAUACAUGUACGCUGCGUUUCAGGUCGCCAAAGUGCGUAUAAAUACAUCGAAUGAAAACCGUUCAUGAACAACUAUAUUUUAACUUUGUGUUGAUUAGCCGUUGACCAGAAACUGAUUCUACUCACAUUGUCAGAUUUGAAUUCAAGAGGCCUGUGUACAUGUACCUUCAGCGAAGAGGAGUUUAUGCCAAUUUACCAAGCAUCAGCAUUUGUGACAACUGUAUCAACAGUUGAGAGGUCAUUGAGUGACAAAAACACAAGAACAAUUCUAUGAAUGAGUCACUGUCUUGAACUAACAAGUAAAAAUGGCUUCACUGUGGCCAAGUGAGAAUCAUAAAUGUGCGGCAAAAUGUCUAUGAUUUUUGUUUAGUCCAAAGGAAGUGCAGAUUGAAGCAAAUUUUCGGGGUGCUUUGAGCUUAGUGACUUUGCUAGGGUCGAAUCAUCAGGCCAUCAAUAGCUUGGUGACAUCUACUCGUUGAAAUUACCAAGCGAAGAAGAGUUACCAAUUUCCUAGUAUUUUUCAAGCAGUUUGUUUUCGGUCGAACAAUUACUUUUACACCGGGAAAUACUGCCAGCCAUGUUCGCAAAGAUGUCCGGAAUAAUCAGCACAGUUCGGCGGUCGGUGGUUCUGUACCUCAUCGGGGUGUGUCUGGCGCUUAUUCUACACCUGCUACAGAUCCAACGUAACGUAACACUAUUCCCCGUCGAAGUCAUUGGGAGUCUUAUGAAAUCUGACUGGUGGGUUCCGCCGGUAUGUGGUGCUGCUGCUGUCAUUGUUGGUCUACUUUAUCCCUGUAUCGACAGACGUCUAGGGAAGUUCCCCUGCUACAAAGUGGAGUGGUCUAACGUGAUGCGAUGUCUAGCAGUCUUUGUGGGGAUCAACCACGCCUCUGCUAAAAUCGAUUUUGCCAACAAUCUGCAGUUUUCGUUGACGCUAGCGGCGAUGUCCAUCGGUCUGUGGUGGCUCUUUGAUCGGUCAAGGACAGGGUUUGGUCUGGCUCUGAUUGUCUCCUUUCUGGCUACAUUGGUUACACAGCUCCUGGUUUACAAAGGGUUUUAUAGUUACACGGAACCAGACUUUUUGUACGUGCGCUCCUGGAUACCAUGCGUGUUCUUCUCCGGCGGUGUUACAAUGGGCAACAUUGGGCGUCAACUUGCUGUGUAUGAAAUGCAAAAGGAACACAAGAUGUGAAGUCUCUUGUUUCCCAAUGGUUUGCCACAAUGGAAGUUCAAACAAUGCAAAAGAGGAAGUGAACUGUGUGGAUGUUGUUAUAUUUUGGAAGCGUUGCAUCAGCGAACAAUAAUUGAAGAAACGGUUGCUUUGAUGCCAUUGACUUAUGCGACAUAAACACAAACUUCAAACAACAAACUUAAUUAGUAAAUUAUUAUCGCCCUGUGGUUCAACAGUAACUCAGAUGAAGCGCACAGAGCUAGGUUUCAAUUGUGAACUGUGCAAUGUUGCCAUUUAUCGGAAGUGUUGCUUAAGCAAACAAUAACCAAGGAACGGUUGGUUGAUGCCAUCGACAUUAUGCGACAUCAACAGAAAACUUCAAGCAACAAACUUAAUUAGUAAAUUAUUAUCGCCUGUUCAACAUUAAUGUGGAUGAAGGGCACAGAGCUAGGUUUCAAAGUGAACUGUGACGAUGUUGUACUUUUUUGGAAGUGUUGGCAACAGCGAACAAUAAACCAAGAAACAGUUUGCCACAAUGCCAUGGACAUAUUCGACAUCAACACAAACUUCAAACAUCAAACUUAAUUAGUAAGAUAUUAUCAUCGCCCUGUUCAACAAUAACGUGGAUGAAGCUCAAAGAAGGAUGUGCUGAAAGGCUCUGAUUAAAGAGUAAAAAGUGUCGGUGACAAUUAAGCAGGUGUUAUUGAUCACAGCUUAAAAUGUGGACUUUGACCUCUGACCUGUGAACUCUUGAAUUACUAAAGCCAGGUGUCUUGGGCCCUUUUUGAAUCCAUGGCUUCGGAUUUUGUUUCGGCUUUGGAUUCGCUUCAGGCUUCGUUCUCUGGUCUGCAGAGCACGCGUGUGUUCAAAACAACUGAGGGGGCUUAGCUAGCCUUAUCCGAAGCCGAGGAUUCGGAAAGGGCCACAGUGUAAGAAAGUGUUGGAAGUAUCACCUGCUGAAUGCUAAGAUUAAACACAUCCUGUAGCCAAUACAGACGCCCUCAAUGUUGGUUGUCGACAAGGAGUAUUAUUACCAAAAGGACAAGCGCAACAUUGGUAAUGUACCAGUGAGACUUUGUAACCGUGUUGUGGACUAAGACAGUGUCAUUUUCAUUGUGAAGGGAAAAACGGUGUAACGUGUCAGUGCUACCUGCAUGUGGGACAGAGUUCCUGAAGAAUUAUUACAGAGGAAUGACGAGUGUCUGGAAAAAAGCUUCCUAGAAAAAUAUCGUGUACAAACACUGAGUGAAAAGUAUUAAGACCGAUUAAUCAAACACCAGUGAAAACCUUCAAAACAUUUGUGUUUCAAGUAAUAUGCCUGCCGAGAUAUAACUAAGAAAGGUUUUGCAGUAACACCAUGUGAAUAUCUCUUUUGAGUAGUGUUGGUUCUGAAAAGAACCGAUGGUUAACGACUCAAACUGAGAUCUAACUGAAGGGAAAAAUUUAAAGAAACAUGUUGCCUUGGACCGGACGAGUUGGUCUAUAAAAACCGGUUGUUAUAAAAUGCAUAUG